AUGGGGUCCGAAAUCACCGCCUCCUCACUCUCCCAGCUCCUCGAGCACGACACAUGUGUGAAGCUCGCCGGCCUCGACGUCGACGGCAUCUUGCGCGGCAAGCUUGUCUCCAAGAAGAAGUUCCUGUCCAUCGCCGCGGAAGGGUUCGGCUUCUGCUCCGUCAUUUUCGGCUGGGACAUGCACGACCGGACCUACCUCAAGGAGCUCAAGGUGUCCAACGCCGAGAACGGGUACCACGACAUUCUCGCCAUUCCCGACCUCUCUACAUUCCGCAGGGUGCCCUGGGAGAACAACGUGCCGUUUUUCCUUGUCAGCUUCCAUGACCCGGACACCAGGAAGCCCAUUGCCCCUUGUCCGAGGGGCCUGCUGAGGAAGCAGUUGGACAAGGUGCACGCCAAAGGCUACGGAGCCAUGGCCGGCGCUGAAUACGAGUUCUACACCUUCCGCAACCCAAACAACGACAGCGCCUCUCCCGCCGGCUUCCUCCAGCACAACCCGCCGCAUCAGCUGCCGUCCCUGACUGAAGGCAUGUUUGGCUACUCGCUCAACCGGCCUGUCCACAACAAGGACUGGUACUACGACGUGUACAGAACGUGUGCCCGCUUCUCGUGCGACAUCGAAGGGUGGCAUACCGAGUCCGGGCCAGGCGUCUACGAGGCGGCGCUCGAAUUCGGCGAGGUGGCAGACAUGGCUGACCGUGCCAGCCUGUUCAAGUACGUGGUCAAGAGCGUCGGCAUCAACCACGGCAUCACGCCGUGCUUCAUGGCCAAGCCCAAGCAGGGCCUCCCCGGAAACAGCGGCCACAUGCACGUCUCCAUCGUCGACAAGCACGGCAAGAAUCUCCUCGCCAGGGACGACGUGGACGCCGCCGCCAAGUGGAACGACAUUGCGGCCCUGUCCGACCUGGGGCGGCACUUCCUGGCCGGUCUUCUCGAGGGCCUGCCGGAUGUCAUGCCCAUGCUCGCACCGACAGUCAACUCGUACAAGCGGCUCGUUGAGAACUUUUGGGCGCCCGUCACUGUCUCGUGGGGGCUGGAGCACCGCGCGGCUUCUAUCCGUCUCAUCUCCCCGCCGACCUCCAAACCUGGCGCGACGAGGUUCGAGGUGCGGACGCCCGGCGCCGAUUCAAAUCCUCACUUUGUAUUGGCAGCCAUUCUGGGCUGUGGGUGGCGUGGCGUAGAGAGGAAGCUGGAGAUUCCGUGCCCGCCGCUGGCAAUGGGGCAGGAUACAGGCGGUGCGGGCGACAUGGGCGAGCGGCUGGCCAAGAGCCUCAAGGAGGCUACGGCGCGAUUCAUGAGAAAAGAUAGCAUCGCGAGGGAGAUUUUUGGUGACGAUUUCGUCGAUCAUUUCGGUGGCACCAGAGAGAAUGAGGUGCGGCUGUUUGACGAAGCCGUCACGGAUUGGGAAAUGAAGCGCUACAUUGAGACCGUGUGA
This is a messenger RNA of Metarhizium album ARSEF 1941, 1434 nucleotides long. Its product is annotated as glutamine synthetase. Bases 1 to 1434 code for a protein of 477 amino acids. The transcript is spliced from 3 exons. NCBI's taxonomy places the organism in Eukaryota, Fungi, Ascomycota, Sordariomycetes, Hypocreales, Clavicipitaceae. Gene Ontology annotation, molecular function: glutamine synthetase activity. The record is from RefSeq and is a predicted model, not a curated record.